Messenger RNA from Paramecium tetraurelia, 1941 nucleotides. RefSeq lists its product as uncharacterized. The transcript has 4 exons. The record is from RefSeq and is a predicted model, not a curated record. Gene Ontology annotation, cellular component: cytosol. Gene Ontology annotation, biological process: protein phosphorylation. NCBI's taxonomy places the organism in Eukaryota, Ciliophora, Oligohymenophorea, Peniculida, Parameciidae. Gene Ontology annotation, molecular function: protein kinase activity; ATP binding.
AUGGGCAAUACAGAUAGCAACGCAAGCAUUAAGUCCUUGCACAUGAACUACGUGGUGGUUCGUAAUAUAAACGAUGACCCAAGAUAUGGGAACGGUAGGAUAGUUAGAUAGAAACAGACAAAACAAGAAGCAUUUUAGAAGGAAAUGAAUUCAACAGAUGAGUAUUAAUUCAAGAAAUUGAAAGUAAUGUUGGAGAGGAUGGAAAGUAAUACAUACGAAAACCUAAUCAAUUUUGCAUAUGUAGAGCUAUAUUUUCAUAAGGAAAGUGAAUUCUGUGGUCAAUUAUUUUAAAUUUACAUUUUGCUAGAAUAUAUUCCAUAAUCCCUAAAGGAAGUCACAGAGAAAAGAUUAGUUAAUAAAUAAUAGUUCAAGGAAAGAGAUCUAAUGCAGAUUUUAAGAGGAUGCAUUGAGGCAUUAUUCGUUUUGCAAUCUUACAAUAUAACUCAUUAAGGGAUACGGCCAGAGACUAUUUCCUAUUCGGAAUAAUAACAAUUGGUGAAAUUGACAGAUCCUACUGUGAGUGGAAUGUUGAGUUCUUAUCAAUUGGUGGUGUAAGAAGACUUGAAAUAAAUCAACUAGUGUUAUUUGAGUCCCUAGUUGAUGCAGUCUUUGAAUGAUGAAGUGCAACCUUAACAUAACCCUUAUAAAAGUGAUGUGUAUUCAUUAGGAAUGACAAUGCUUUACCUCUCAACUCUCAAUAACUGUAAUGAUUGUUAUGAUAUCCAUAAAUUAAGAGUCAUAGUUUAACAAGUUUAGCGUAGGUUGCAAUAGAUGGAGACUUCAUUUUCAUCCUAAUAUGUUUUCUUAUUAAAAAGAAUGUUAUUAUUGAAUGAGGAUCAGAGACCAGAUUUCAUUCAAUUGAAGUAUGAAUUGCAAGCAUCUCAAUCACCUUAAUUUUAUGAGGAAGAAUAAGUUAUUCAAAAGGCUCCAAUUGUUUAAGUGUAAGCCUAUGAAUAAGUAAUGGACACCAUUCCAAUUCAAUUAUAGAGUGUGUAGAUGGUCAGUCAAUCUUAAGAGAGAGCUAAUUCGAAAAUUCAACCAUCCAUAAGGAAUAGUUAGAUUUAGAAAUCUUAAGAAUUAAGACAGUCUCAAUAUAGUAAUUAAUCUAUUUACAUUGAUGGCAGUGAAGUAAAAGAGUUGAGACCAGAUUUAAGUGAUCAUAUUAAAAUAUUACCCUUGUCUGAAUAAAUAGCUGAACCAUCACGAAUAGAUAAUAAUAUUGGUAAUCAAAUUGGUAUUGAACACUUUUCAGAUAUUACUCAAGGACCUGAUCAGUAAUAGUUACUAAUGCCAGUUACCUCUUUUGAAACAUCCUAAUAAUACGAACUCUUUUUAGAAAUGUAAAAAUCCAAAUCCAAUUAUAAUCUAUCAGAUUAAUCACAAAAGGUCAAUUACAAUAUGCGACUGAUCAAUUCAUCUAAUAUCCAAAGGUAUGAAAAGGUCAUAGAACUCUAUCCCAAUGGGUCUAAAUAUGAAGGUGAGAAAUAGAAUGGAGUGAGAUAGGGUUAUGGUAUAUUUUUGUUUCAAGACAACGGAGGAGUUUAUGAGGGUCAAUGGCAUGAUAACAAGAUGCAUGGGAUUGGUAACAAUUUUAUUGUAAUCAAAGGAACACUCUUUUAUGCAUCUGGCAAACCUGCAUAUGAGGGAGAGUGGUUUAAUGAUAAGUUUUAAGGUAAAGGCACUUUGUAUAAUGAAGAACCAUAAAUGUUGUUUGGUCAAUUUGAUUAUGGGGAUUUUGAUUAAGUUGGAGAAUAUUGGACCAAAUAUGUUGGGCAAUUCAACGAUGACAAUAAAGAGGGAUAGGGAACUCUUUAUUUGUCAAAUGGUGAGAAAUUUGAAGGCACCUUCCUUUAGGACUUAAUUAGCGGUUUUGGAAGAUACUUCAAAGCAAAUGGAUAGGAAGUUUAAGGAAGAUGGUGGAGAAACAAACUACAAAAAUGA